GAGAUAAUAUUAUAUCUUAUUUAUUUAAUUAUAUUUAUAUUUAUAUUUAUAACGAGACAGAUCCUAGAAACUGGAGAUCCCAUGAAUCGCUCCUCAACGUGACAUUGCCUCUUUCACUGUUCAGGAUAAUUGGCGCCAAAACCAUGAAGCUCGAUAACACCAACGGCCAGAUGUCCUUCGCCGGCGAUGUUUCGCCACCGCAGAACGCGGAUGACGUGGAGGAGAUAUUCGUGCCGCCGCUGAACUUCGCGAUGGUCGACAAUGGCAUUUUUAGAUCGGGCUUUCCCGAUUCUGCCAACUUCGGAUUCCUGAAAUCCCUUCGUCUCCGUUCCGUAAUAUGUUUGUGCCCCGAACCGUAUCCAGAAGCGACUUUGGAAUUUUUGAAGGUCAACGGAAUAAGGUUUUAUCAAUUCGGGAUCGAUGGCUGUAAGGAACCCUUUGUCAACAUCCCAGAGGAUACAAUUCGUGAAGCUUUGAAAGUGGCCCUCGAUGUUAGGAACCACCCCCUGCUGAUCCACUGUAAACGAGGAAAACACCGCACUGGUUGUCUUGUGGGAUGCAUAAGAAGAUUGCAGAGAUGGUGUUUAUCAUCUGUUUUUGAUGAGUACCAAAGGUUUGCAGGUGCCAAGGCCAGAGUGUCAGACCAGAGGUUCAUCGAGUUGUUUGAUAUUUCUUGUUUGAAGCACCACCCACUCUCAUUUUCAAGCUCAAAGAAAUAGAAGUAGAAAUAGAAAUAGAAAUAAUGGGGUACUUUAGAAAGCUGCUGCUUCCUCCCAUGGAAUAUUUCCAUGAUGAAGUGAAGUAUAAUGACUUGUCUUCUAUCUUUUUUCACUAGAAAUUAGAGCAGGAUGAGUAGAAUCUGAUAUGUUCUGGAUCCUUUGUUUACAUUCCAUUACCGUUUCAGAAAAUAUUUUUAGUACUUCGAGCACUCAGCACAUCUUUGACCAAAUAUGGCAAAAGUUAACUUUUUUACACUACCCUCACCAUUGGAUGUUUCUUCUCAUAUCUCAUUUUGU
Messenger RNA from Gastrolobium bilobum, 1016 nucleotides. Its product is annotated as probable tyrosine-protein phosphatase DSP4. Gene Ontology annotation, cellular component: cytoplasm. NCBI's taxonomy places the organism in Eukaryota, Viridiplantae, Streptophyta, Magnoliopsida, Fabales, Fabaceae. The transcript has 5 exons. Gene Ontology annotation, molecular function: phosphatase activity. Gene Ontology annotation, biological process: protein dephosphorylation. Bases 144 to 719 code for a protein of 191 amino acids. The record is from RefSeq and is a predicted model, not a curated record.